Messenger RNA from Tilletiaria anomala UBC 951, 875 nucleotides. RefSeq lists its product as uncharacterized. Gene Ontology annotation, molecular function: COPII receptor activity. The annotation marks the transcript as partial. Gene Ontology annotation, biological process: endoplasmic reticulum to Golgi vesicle-mediated transport. Gene Ontology annotation, cellular component: Golgi membrane; COPII-coated ER to Golgi transport vesicle; endoplasmic reticulum membrane. The transcript is spliced from 2 exons. NCBI's taxonomy places the organism in Eukaryota, Fungi, Basidiomycota, Exobasidiomycetes, Georgefischeriales, Tilletiariaceae. The record is from RefSeq and is a predicted model, not a curated record.
AUUCUCGCAGCUCUUGGUCUGAUCAAGGUGUGCGAUUUUAUCGAAAAUCAUACACGGUCAGCAAAAAGGCUCUUCCAGCGCAUCGCUUCUGCCUCUAUUGCCUUUCUUUUGCUGACUUGGCUCGUGGACUCAUUGCCAAGUGGCAUGGUCGGACUGUGCAUCCUGUCUCAAUUAGCACAUCUGUCUAUCCUUCGCUCCAGCCCGUCCUGGCCUUUUCAGCAUGGUGCAGUGGGGAACACAUCCGCCCGAGCCGCAACGGCCCGCGGCUUCUUUUCUUGCGGCUGGCUACGGCUGUGGCUCGCAUUCUCGCUCUCAUUCAUCGCGCACUUUUGCACAGCCCACUCCUUUUCGGCCCUGAAGCAAGAAUGGGUCGAUUACCACCGUCCUUUGAAUGCACACAAUCGACUGCCCGGAGGCCGGCUCGACUGGGAUUUUGAUCCCAGUCGCCGGCCACGCACGGAGGAGAAGACCGCCUCUGAGGUUGUCACGUUCUUCGCCCUUGGCGUCUGGUGCACCCCAUUACUCAUUUUCCUGGGGACAUGCACGGCUCAACUCGAGCUUCCGCUGGGAAACAGGCACGGAAGAUCUGCAUAUGAUGCAAUAGGAAGGUAACAGAGUGAAUCUCACUCAAACGUGUGCGACUGGAGCAUGUCCAAAUGUCUAUGUGCAUAUCGCAUGCCGUCUGCAUAGGUUGUCUUUCCGGGUGGACACCUUCGACUAAUUGGGGCAGGACCGAGUUUGAGUGAGAGACGACAUGGUUUCGGACGAAAGAUGUACUCUUCGACUUCUAGGAUCUCUCAUCCGAAUCGAUGGUCUUUCACAGACAACGUCGACCCAUUGGUUCAACGUACCGACCCAGAAAAGCCAGUGGAAAA